ACCUUGUUGACUUCUUGGAGUAUCCUUCUCAACCUCCAACUGGAUGACUCAGGUUGAGAGCUUUGGUAUAAUGAGGGUUGGCCUGCAAAAUGUCAGUUCUUCCUAAGCCUAUACCGCCUCUCUAUACCGUGUAUAUCUUGCGCUCAACGGUCAAACAUUCUUCACUUUAUAUCGGUUCGACGCCAAACCCGCCCAGGCGUCUGAAGCAACACAAUGGGGAAGCCAAGGGGGGCGCUGCACGAACUUCGAGGCGGCAGUAUCGGCCUUGGGAGAUGGUUGGUCUCAUCUCUGGAUUUCCGGGAAUGGUUGCUGCCCUAAAAUUCGAAUGGGCGCUUAACAAUCCACAUGUGUCACUACACAUUCCAACAAAUUCGCGCAUCACUGUCGCAACACAGAGAAAGCGCAAUGGACAACCCAAACGCCCGACUCAUAACAUGAAGUCAAUCAUCUCAAACAUCCAUCUCCUUUUACGAGUGCCUAGCUUCGCGAGAUGGCCACUUAAACUUCAUUUCUUUGCCCCCGAGUUUUACGGGACUUGGACUAAAUGCUGCGACACCGCCACUGAGCCUCUUCGUGAGACCAUUCCUGUCUACACGGACUUUCCUCCGAGCUCGGCUGCUGAAGAUGCAUGUACUGAUGAACCUAGUCCUUGGGGUAUCCAUGCCCUUCCCCUCGAUUAUGCGCCAAUGAAGGAAUACGUUGAGAAAACGCAAUCACUGUAUUCAUUCGAGAGGGAAGGUGAAUGCGUUGUUUGUGAUGAACAUUUAGAGCACGGUGAAGGCUUAUAUGCAACCUGCUCGAACUCGCUCUGUGAAGGCACUGGGCAUAUAUCUUGCUGGAGUCGACACUUGCUUGGCAACAACCCGGGAGAAGACAUCAUCCCGAUUUCCGGCCAUUGUCCCAAGUGUGAGGGCAAGGUGAUUUGGGGAGACAUGAUGAAGGAGAUGAGUUUGAGGAUUCGUGGGCAGAAAGAGGUUGAGAAGAUGCUCAAGAAGCGUCGAAAGCGGAAAGCGCCGGUCACAGCUGAAUCUCCUUGAUAAGAUACUAUGGAUUGCUACGACGACCACGUUCACCUUCUCCCUUUACACGGCACAUUCAACAUUCAACACACGAUAGUCAAUUUGAUGCAUAAAACUCAUCUACUCCCAA
Messenger RNA from Xylaria bambusicola, 1149 nucleotides. RefSeq lists its product as uncharacterized. Gene Ontology annotation, biological process: double-strand break repair via homologous recombination. Bases 90 to 1037 code for a protein of 315 amino acids. The transcript is spliced from 2 exons. Lineage: Eukaryota; Fungi; Ascomycota; Sordariomycetes; Xylariales; Xylariaceae. The record is from RefSeq and is a predicted model, not a curated record. Gene Ontology annotation, cellular component: Slx1-Slx4 complex. Gene Ontology annotation, molecular function: 5'-flap endonuclease activity; crossover junction DNA endonuclease activity.